AUGUCUCUCGGACGAACCUUCAAGCUCAACUCGGGCUAUCAAAUCCCCGCCGUCGGUCUCGGCACUUGGCUCUCCAAGCCCCAUGAAGUCGAGAACGCAGUGGAAACCGCUCUCCGAAAAGGCUACCGUCACAUCGAUGCCGCUGCAUGCUAUCAAAAUGAGAACGAAGUAGGAAACGGAUGGAAGAAGUCCGGAGUCCCUCGUGAAGACAUCUUCAUCACCAGCAAGCUAUGGAACACACACCACCACCCAAACCAUGUGGAAGAAGCAAUCAACAAGACAUUGAGCGAUCUCCAAACCGACUACCUGGACCUAUACCUGAUCCACUGGCCUGUCGCAUUUGCCCACACCAACGAAACACUCACCCCGACCGACCCGGUCACCAAGCGCUUCCGACUAGCCGACGUGCCGGUCUCGGAAACCUGGGCUGCCCUGGAGAAAUUCGUGCAGUCUGGCAAGAUCAGAAGUCUGGGAAUAAGUAACUUUACUAUUUCCGCGACCAAGGAGCUUCUGAAAACUGCUCGGAUUCCCCCUGCUGCUAACCAGAUCGAGGCACACCCUUACCUCUUGCAACCGGAGUUGUUCAAGUACUUGAAAGAGCAGGAUAUUCUUCCUGUGGCUUAUUCUCCGCUUGGGAAUAAUAUUUAUGAUUUGCCUCGUGUGGUCAACGACCCUGUCGUCGAAGAUAUCGCCAAGAAGCUGAACAAGGACCCAGCGCAGGUGCUUAUUUCCUGGGCUAUUCAGCGUGGUUCUGCUGUGUUGCCCAAGAGUGUCACGCCCUCUCGCAUUGAGAGUAAUUUCCAAGACUUUGUCAUUCCCGACGAGGAAUUCGCUGCCCUCAACAAGCUCGACAAGAACACACGCUACAACUAUCCAUUCCGCUGGGGUGUAGAUGUGUUCGAGGAACUGGGCGCUGCUGAGGCUGAACGCCGCGCUGAAGAGCAUGCUGCUAGCCAGCGCUAA
This is a messenger RNA of Penicillium salamii, 963 nucleotides long. The record is from the annotation of a GenBank genome assembly. Lineage: Eukaryota; Fungi; Ascomycota; Eurotiomycetes; Eurotiales; Aspergillaceae.